CUAACUUAUUUGUUUUUAUUUUCUUCAAAAUGUGAAGAAUCUAUUAUCUUUUGCGAAUAGAAUAAUUAUUAAUUUAAAUGAAGCAUUCAAAAGAUAAAGGAAUUAUCUUAAAACCUCACACAUGUGUCAUUCGCAUUAUACACAAUUCGAGAUAAAUAACUUAAUGUAAUAAAUUUUUAUUCAAGUUAAUACCAGUGCUAUCAAAGAAUAAAUAUAUUUUUUAUUGUUAUUAACCAUUGUACGACAGGUUUAAUUAUAUAAUAUUAUAAGAGUACGAUUAGUCUGCUGUAAAAAUACCGAUAAAAUGGCUAAAAAUUAUAAGUACAAAUAUUCAAACCCAUUCAAUCUCGAUGGCAUGGACAAAUCGAAAGAUAGUAUUCACAGUUUGCCUUUUUGGAUAGGGUUUGUAAUAUUGUUAUCCCUUUCUUUGUUAUUUGGGAUAGUUUUUCUUAUAGAUGGGUGGUUACCGACCGCUUUGACAAUUAAUGAUGAGGCAAAAUAUCCUGAUUCUUUUAUAACCGACAGAGCAGUGCAGGAUUUAAAGUAUUUAACAGAUUUAGGGCCCAAAAUAACAGGCAGUUAUGAAAACGAACAAAUUGUAGUGGAUUUUUUGUCAGUUCAUAUACAAACCAUUAUAGCUGAAGCACAUUCGAGUCAGUUUAUUGAAUAUGAUAUUCAAGAAGCUACAGGUAGCUAUUAUUUGGAUGAUGCUACAGGAUUUGUAAAUAUUUAUGACAAAGUUCAAAAUAUAGUGGUGAAGGUACAUGGGCAGAAUAAUGAAAGUUCACAUUCAAUUUUACUGAAUUCUCAUUUUGAUUCAGUACCUAUUAGUCCAGGUGCUAGUGACGAUGGUAUAAAUGUGGUAUCAAUGCUGGAGAUUUUAAGAAAACUGGCGAAAAGCAACAAAAGAUUGGAGCAGAAUGUGAUAUUUUUAUUUAACGGAGCUGAGGAAACCCCUUUACAGGCAGCUCAUGGUUUUAUUGCUCACCACAAAUGGGCCAAUGAAUCAAAGUACAUCAUAAACCUGGAGGCUUGUGGUAGUGGAGGCAAAAUAGUACUGUUCCAAACCGGUCCAGAUGCCCCAUGGUUAGUGAAGUACUACAGCAAGGUGCCCCAUCCAUCAGGCAAUGUUGUAGGCGAAGAAAUUUUUCAAUCUGGCCUAAUACCAUCGGAUACAGAUUUUAGAUUGUUUAGAGAUUUCGGAAAUAUGGUUGGUGCUGAUUUUGCUUUUGUAAAAGAUGGAUAUAGAUACCAUACAGCUUAUGAUUCAUUUGAUAAUAUCCCUUCAGGCUCAUAUCAACAUGUUGGCGAUAAUAUCCUUGCUUAUGUCAAGAGUUUAGCAAACGCACCGGAAGUAACAGAAAAAGAACGAAGCCUAGGAAAAAUGGUAUAUUUUGAUAUAUUUGGUCUUUCCAUGAUCACAUAUUCUGCCAGGACUGCCUUGAUAUUGAACUUAGUAACUGCAGCCAUUUCUUUGGGUGUAUUUAUAUUAGCUUUGCUGGUUUUUAGAGUCAAGAUAGAUGGUGAAACUUUUCGUUAUAUCGGCAUAACAACAGCCGCAAUAUUAGCCAGUUGGAUCAUAGCAGCCAUAUUUGUUUUAAUUCUAGCUGUUGUUCUUGAUCUUCUGGGUAAAACAAUGUCAUGGUAUGCCAAUCCGUGGAUUAUUUUUGGUCUUUAUGUGGUGCCUACGUUUGCACUGUCUGGAUGCUUGUUGUAUUUUACUAGCCAUAAAUUUAUAAACUUUCAGAGUUUUUCCUUAAACGUCAGAGGCCAGAUUCAAAUCCAUUUGGUGCGGUUGAUAUGGACAAUCAUUUUGGUUAUUGGAACGCUAUGUGGUGUGCGUUCAGUCUACGUUAUUAUGAUACCAGUCCUGUUUAAUUCAAUAUUCUUUUUAUUAUUACACGUAUUCAGACUACAACAUGCAAUUGGAAUAUGGUUGAUAGUACAUGCGGCAAGUUUAUUUGUGCCAAUUCUGUACUUGUUACAGCAGGUAGUGUUAUUAUACAGCUUUUUUAUACCGAUUACUGGAAGAAUGGGAGCCCAAGUCAAUCCAGAGCUAUUGAUAGGUUUCAGUGUUUUGUUUUUUGUCAUAGUCGGCGCAUCUCACUUGACUGUUUUGACUAAUCUCCUGAGAAAAGCAAAGUUCUACUAUAUCAUCUUGGCAUCGGUGUUUUUGCUAUGUUUGGGUUUGUUGUUCACUCCAUUCGCCUUUCCUUAUUCUGGAAACGAGAGUUCUCCCAAACCUCAACGCCACUGGAUCAUGCAUACUCAGAGACAAUUCUAUCUGGAUUCUGGAGAACUAUCCAGGACGGAAUCUGGAUUUUUCCUGUUGAAUAUGGACAGGAAUUCUCCAGACAUCUUGAAAUCUACUGUGAGAGAGUUGGAGAAUGCGAAAUCGCUGGACGAUGAUUGUGACCAGUAUCCUUUGUGUGCCUUGCCAUUGAUUCAUGCGAAAAUUGCAAAAAAGAUACAUUUCAGCGAAUGGAUACCUGCUAGUGAUCCCGAAUUUCCAUCAAAUGAGACGCUAACUUUUAAGGUUACAUCACAAGAACAAAUCUCCUACACUAAAGUCAAAUUUAACAUCGAAGUGUCAGGACCUGAUAAGCUAAUUUUUUAUUUUACGCCAAGAUCGAAUAUAAACGUUUUGAGUACGUCCCUGUCAAAGGAAAUGAAGCCAUCUAAAAUCGCCUUUCAACAUCGCCCUGUAUAUAUAUUCUUGUAUCAACGAGGGAAGAACGAUGGUACUUCAGUUUCGUUUGACGUCAUCGUUAAUAAACCUCCGGCUCAACAGGGAGCGGUAUUAGACAUAGCUGUCUCAGCCCGUUACGUCCAUCAGAACAGAAUACAGAAAACUGCAGCUUUUCUUGGGUUUCUGGUCGAAUUUCCUCAGUGGACUCAUAUUACACCAUGGGUGGCAGCUUAUCAGUCGCACGUGCUUAGUAGCGGUAGUAGAGUUUAGAUCAUAAUUUGGUAUAGAACAAUGAAUAAAACUUGGCAUGUAGCUCAUCAAAAUCGCUGGAGAUAAACCGCAUAGACAUACAUCUAACCUUACACAAUGGAGAUACCCUUAGACCUUAUAAUCUACGUGGCUUAGAUUGAAAAGUGCCUGUCAGGACAACGUAAAUACUAUUUGGCGCUGUUUUUGUGGCGGACGCGACUCAAAGCUUUUUUUUUCACAACUAUCAAGGGUUUUGCACCGGCAACCCUGCUUUUCUUUGUGUCUUUGUCGAUUAACAGUUUCUAUGUACUGCUUUCAUCUUUGUUUUGUUCGUUAAAAUGUGGAAUAACACGGAUUUGAAAUGACCAGGCUCGGUAUACGUCGUGUAAUGUUAAGUUUUUAAAUUGUUACAUUGUUUGUUGUUACUGUUAACAUUCCUUUUUAUAUAAAUUUAUUGAUAUCUAGCAUUUUAUAACGUAUAUACAUUAACUUGAAUAUUAUUUUUCUUUAAAUUUC
This is a messenger RNA of Sitophilus oryzae (rice weevil), 3454 nucleotides long. RefSeq names its product endoplasmic reticulum metallopeptidase 1-like. Gene Ontology annotation, molecular function: metalloexopeptidase activity. The transcript has 15 exons. The record is from RefSeq and is a predicted model, not a curated record. Bases 305 to 2959 code for a protein of 884 amino acids. NCBI's taxonomy places the organism in Eukaryota, Metazoa, Arthropoda, Insecta, Coleoptera, Curculionidae. Gene Ontology annotation, biological process: proteolysis.